Messenger RNA from Nematostella vectensis (starlet sea anemone), 1783 nucleotides. RefSeq names its product ribosome biogenesis regulatory protein homolog. Gene Ontology annotation, molecular function: protein binding. The coding region runs from base 38 to 1045 and encodes 335 amino acids. The record is from RefSeq and is a predicted model, not a curated record. The transcript is spliced from 13 exons. NCBI's taxonomy places the organism in Eukaryota, Metazoa, Cnidaria, Anthozoa, Actiniaria, Edwardsiidae. Gene Ontology annotation, biological process: ribosomal large subunit export from nucleus; ribosomal large subunit biogenesis; endonucleolytic cleavage in ITS1 to separate SSU-rRNA from 5.8S rRNA and LSU-rRNA from tricistronic rRNA transcript (SSU-rRNA, 5.8S rRNA, LSU-rRNA). Gene Ontology annotation, cellular component: nucleolus; nucleus; preribosome, large subunit precursor.
GGCCCCCGUAUCGUGGAGCAAGUGUUUUAUUUCCAAAAUGGCGGAUGGCGUAGUUGAUGUGGACGCAGUUUUAAAAGAAGCGAAAUCUCGCUUUAAGUCAACUGAAGUUGCAAAAAGCGUUGAUCCAGAAGUAGAUGUUGGUAAUCUUCUUCUCUGUGAUCAACAACCUGUUGAUUCGAUUGAAUUCAGAAAAAAGAAAGAGGAUUUUCUGAAGAAUCUAGCACGUGAAAACACACAGCUACUUUUCAACGAGAUUUGGAAACUUCCUACCGAAAGGUUCGAGGGAGUGAUACUCGCUCAGUUGCCAGCACCGACAACAGUUAUACCCAGGGAGAAACCAGUUCCUAAGCCUAAGCCACUUACAAGAUGGGAGGAGUAUGCAAAACUAAAGGGGAUAAAGAAAAAGAAGAGGGAAAGGAAAGUAUGGGAUGAAGAAAAACAGAAAUGGCUUCCCCGGUAUGGCUACGAGAGAGGGAAUGAUAACACCAAAGACUGGUUGGCAGUUGUUCCAGAUAAUGCAGAUCCUUUUGAGGACCAAUUUGAGAAGAGACUGGAAAAGAAGAAAGAGCGAAUAGCUAAGAAUGAGUACCAGAGACUGAGAAACAUUGCAAAGCACAAGAAAGUAAAAGUGGCUGACAGAAAUUUAAAGCCCUCCCUAAAACAAAGUAAAGACCAGAUCAUGGCAGCUAUUGGUGCAACUCGUAAAGCCACUGCAUCGGUUGGAAAAUUUACAGAAAAAUUGGCAAAAGAAAAAGUACCAAAGAAGGCUGAGGGAAGAAAAAGAAAGUUUGAUGCUGUUGCAGGGGAAUAUUCUUCGGAGAAAACCAAAACCCUCGAAGUGGUUGAAAAAAUGCUGAAGAAGGGCCCAGUGCUUGACAUUAACAAAGCCGUCAGUAAAGUGUCUGCCGAACAGCCCAGAGCAAACUUUUCCGCAAAGAAAACUGGAGGGAAGAAAAAAGGCGGGAAAGGCCGGCCACUGUCAACACAGAAGAAAGGCAAGGCUCGACAAGGUGGAGGAAAAGGCGGGAAAAAACCUCGGAAAUGAUAAGAAAUUCAUAUUAGAUUGUUGUAAUGAUUGGCAUCGACCUACGAGGAUGAACAAAUAGGAAGGCUUAAUCCAGAUAGCAAUGGAAAGACUGGAUCAAACAACCAAUACGAAGAAACACAGGGCUGUCUUCCAGUCUCCCGGGUUUGAUCAAACAAAGAAUGGAAUCUUUGGUCAUCAGUGGAGAGAAUUCAAAAAGUAAAUUUAAAAUUCUGUCAAUUCAGAAGUCAUAAUUUAUUCAAUCUUGUCUGGUACUCGAUCUGUCUGACUUCUCUGCUUCUUGGUCCUUUUUGUGAUUUUAUUAAAAAAGCUAGAGUCGCGAGAGAAAACAGCAGGAGUGACACUAUUUGCGGGGGGAGGGGCAGGAUCGAAGCCAGGAAAAUCGAUGGGAAAGAUAUGGGAUCCAGCUGCAUACUACAGAAACAUUUUUGCAUAACGCCAACUGUGUACCAGACAGGGAAACGGUACUGAACUGGUAGUCUACUUGAACAAUUUAGGGUUAUUUUGUAUUAGUUGUGAACAUAAACAAGAUGGGAGAGCAACGGAUCCCAAAUGCUUUUUAUUUGAACUAUCUUUUAUAUGCCACAGAACUUUAUACAAUCAUUUAUCAAUACUAUUAUAGAAUAGUUUAUCACUUUACCUAUAAUUUUUCUGUACAAUGUUUGUGAUGGAGUGAACCAUUGCUUCUUUUUUCGGGAGGUAUUUUAAAAUAUAAAUAACGAUAUGACUACUAUGAAA